Molecule: messenger RNA, 2407 nt
Organism: Rubroshorea leprosula
Lineage: Eukaryota; Viridiplantae; Streptophyta; Magnoliopsida; Malvales; Dipterocarpaceae
Source: the annotation of a GenBank genome assembly
AAUUCCAGCCUUUGAUUCUUUCUGGAUUUGCUAGCGCCAAUGGAGGAGGAGAUCAAGAUCAAGCACUUAUCUUUCGCGCCGGAUAAUCCUCCGUUGUCAGUCAUUGUGGCGGCCAAGCUUGCCGGCAUAACUUUGCCCGCAGACACUUCCGCCGACACCUCUCCCACUCUUCAUCUCUCUAAUGGGCUGAAAUUGCAUGGAACGCAUGUUAUUCUAAGAUAUAUUGGUCGAGUUGCUAACCUUUCUAAUUUCUACGGGCACGAUGCCUUUGAAUCUAGCCAGGUUGAUGAGUGGUUGGAGUAUGCUCCCAUCCUUUCAUCCGGUUCUGAAUUUGAGAAUGCUUGCACCUACAUGGACAAGUAUAUGGAGAAGCGUACUUUUUUUGUGGGUUAUUCAUUGUCUAUUGCUGAUAUAGCAAUCUGGUCAGGCCUUGCAGGAACUGGGCAAAGAUGGGAGAGUUUGAGAAAGUCAAACAAGUAUCUGAAUUUGGUUCGAUGGUUCAACUCAGUUUCUGCAGAAUAUAGCGAUGCCUUGAACGAAGUCACUGCAACUUAUGUUGGUAAAAGAGGCUUGGGAAAGCCAGUGGCAUCCAAACCAAAAGAGCAGCAAAGUGUAAAUGGUGAUAUUUCUGAGAAGGGGAAAGCGGGAAGCAAGCCUUCUCAUGAAGUGGAUCUGCCAGAUGCUGAGAUUGGAAAGGUGCGUUUGCGAUUUGCACCAGAACCUAGUGGUUACCUUCACAUAGGCCAUUCAAAAGCAGCUCUUUUGAAUCAGUACUUUGCUCAGCGCUACCAAGGUCAAGUGAUUGUGCGCUUUGAUGAUACAAAUCCUUCUAAAGAGAGCAAUGAGUUUGUGGAAAAUCUUUUGAAAGAUAUUGAAACAUUGGGAAUUAAGUAUGAAACUGUUACAUAUACUUCAGAUUACUUCCCUCAGUUGAUGGAAAUGGCUGAAAAAUUGAUCCAUGAGGGUAAAGCUUAUGUUGAUGAUACACCACGUGAGCAAAUGCAGAAAGAAAGGAUGGAUGGCAUUGAAUCCAAAUGUAGAAGCAACAAUGUGGAGGAGAAUUUAAAGCUGUGGAAUGAAAUGGUUGCUGGCUCUGAGAGGGGUUUGCAAUGCUGCGUCCGGGGAAAGUUAGACAUGCAAGACCUAAACAAAUCACUCAGAGAUCCAGUCUAUUAUCGUUGUAAUCCAGUUCCCCACCACAGGAUUGGAUCCAAGUACAAGUUAUACCCAACUUAUGAUUUUGCGUGCCCAUUUGUUGAUUCCAUAGAAGGUAUAACGCAUGCUCUUCGUUCUAGUGAAUAUCAUGAUCGCAAUGAUCAAUACUAUAGGAUUCAAAUGGACAUGGGACUCCGAAAGGUUUACAUUUAUGAAUUCAGUCGCCUGAACAUGGUCUAUACACUUCUCAGCAAGCGGAAACUUCUAUGGUUUGUGCAAAAUGGAAAGGUUGAUGGAUGGGAUGAUCCUCGUUUUCCUACAGUCCAAGGAAUUGUUCGUCGAGGACUCAAAAUUGAGGCAUUGAUUCAAUUUAUUCUGGAGCAGGGGGCAUCGAAAAAUCUCAAUCUUAUGGAAUGGGACAAACUCUGGAGUAUUAACAAGAGGAUCAUUGAUCCUGUGUGCCCUCGACAUACUGCCAUAAUUGAAGAGCGACGUGUUCUGUUGACCUUAACUAAUGGUCCUGAUCAUCCAUUUUGUCGUAUCAUCCCCAGGCAUAAGAAAUAUGAAGGUGCUGGAGAGAAGGCGACAACAUACACAAAGAGGAUAUGGAUAGACCAUGCUGAUGCUGAAUGCAUCUCAGCGGAUGAAGAAAUAACCUUAAUGGAUUGGGGGAAUGCUAUAGUGAAGGAAAUUAUUAAGGACCAAGAUGGAAAUAUAACACAAUUAGUAGGCGUUUUGCAUCUUGAAGGAUCUGUGAAGACCACUAAGUUGAAACUCACGUGGCUUCCAGAAACAAAGGAACUAGUCAAUCUUACAUUGAUGGAGUUUGACUAUCUCAUAACAAAGAAGAAGCUGGAGGAAGGGGAGGAUUUUCUUGAUGUGCUGAACCCAUGCACUAAGAAGGAGGUUGCUGCACUUGGGGAUUCCAACAUGAGCAAUUUGAAGCGUGGAGAUAUACUGCAGCUGGAGAGGAAGGGCUACUUUAGAUGUGAUGUUCCAUUUAUUAGAGCUUCAAAGCCACUGGUUCUAUUUGCAAUUCCGGAUGGUCGGCAGCAAAGUGUGUUGAAGUAAGAAGUUUGCAUUUGACUAGAACCUCUACUGUCAGCAAAGUGUAUCGAAGUAAGAAAUAUGUGUUUUGACUAGACCGGAAUCUUUACCCUUCAGCUCUUUUCUUUCCAUUGUACCGGCUGCUUUUCGAAUGUAUACUCCUAUGUUUUGAAGAUGUUUUAAAGAAUAAUGCUUUAUGCUUUAU